CGUUGCUGCCCGGCGCUGGGUGAGGCCUGUGCGGGCCCCGGAGGAGCUGUCUGCGCUGCUGCACAGACUUUUCCCUCCAAAAGUAAGGGAAGAGCCUACAACCAUGCUUCUUGCCAGCAGCUGUAGUCCUCAUGAUGCAUGAUAACUCCUCAUUGACUGGCACUGUUCUUAAGCACUGUAUGGAUCAUCAUCUGAACUUCCAAGGGCUUGUCUAAAUACAGAAUUACACUGGUUUAACUAAAGAAGUGGUAGAGUGGGGUGAAGAGAGAGCAAAGACCAUUCGUUGCAGCUUUCAUCAUGGGCGACAUGAAAACCCCGGACUUUGAUGACCUUUUGGCUGCUUUUGACAUCCCAGACCCAACUAGCCUUGAUGCCAAGGAGACCAUACAGUCAACUGGUGAAGAGAACGAAAAUCACUUAAAGCCAUCAGGAAUUUGUAUAGAUGAAAAUGUGUCCUUGUCCCACUCAGUGCCGGCGCCUGAUACCCCUGUUGUGAGUGUUAUUGUGAAGAACACAAGUCGUCAGGAGUCCUUUGAAGCAGAAAAGGAGGGGAAUCACCUUGGAGCUGGCCUGUUACACAAUGGGUUCCGUGGGUCUGAUCUGCCAUCAGAGGCUCACAACUUAGUGCACAGUUAUGGGAAAUUUGAUUCUGCUUUUAUUAAUGGUGAUAGUUCGAAAAACUAUUCUGAAAAGCUGGACCAAUCAAAGUCAGAACCUUUACCCACAUUCAGUCAGUUCAGCCCUAUCUCCAGCCCUGAACCGGAGGAUGCUUUCAAAGAGAACAGUAUUGAUGAUAAACCAAAACAUGCCCAAACUCCAUAUUUCCCACCAACUCCAAUAUAUAUUCCAACUGCGGCUUCAGUUCUAGAUUCACUUAGGAAAUUACCAGAGCCAGAAUUGAGUAUGUUUGAUCAAUAUUGUAAAAAAGAACAAAAGAUGGAGAUUCAUAGCCAGCAAGAAAAUAGGCUGGAAUUGAGCAGAAAAGAACAAGACAGAGUAGCAGAGAAAUUUGUAGAAUCCAGCAAAGAUCUAGUGGAUACAAACAACUUCCUUGGAGAAGGCUUGGCAUUUGGAAGCUUCCACAACAAUAACUUGAAGGAAAGCCGAGGGUCUAUGCCUGAGGUGAACUUCUCUUCAUCAAUCCCACCUCGCCAACGUCUAAAGCCAGCUCACUCAAAAUUGUCAUCUUGUGUUGCUGCAUUAGUAGCUCUUCAGGCCAAAAAAGUUGCAUGUAUUCCAAAAGAAGAUCAAACAAGUCUUACAAAAGAACCUUCUGGCCAUUUUAAAGAUGGCAUGAAAGGAAGCCCCAAAAUGCCUAAGUCACCAAAGAGCCCAAGAAGCCCCCUAGAGGUGGUAAAAAAGGCCAACAAGCAGCCUGAGAGUCCUCGGAGUGUAUGCAGUGAUAGUAGUGGAAAAGGCUCUCCCUCCAUGGCAGCUGGCUCUCCGCCGGCUAUUCCCAAAGUUAGAAUAAAAACUAUUAAGAUGUCUUCUGGUGAAAUUAAAAGAACUGUAACUAGAAUCUUGCCAGAAGCUGAAGAGUUGGGCAAAUCCCCUGAGGAGACAUGUGCAGAAGGUUCGGCCACAGAAGAGUUUACUAAGUCCUUCCCUUCACCUGAUACUAAUGCAGUCACAGAAAAUGAGGCAAGCAAGGAUUCCACCAAAAAUGCAGCUGCCACAGGUGUUCAAGUGUCAAAUGUUGUGAGCCCCUGUAUAGAUGAUGUGAAAACAGAGACUACUGACAACGGCACACCCAAUGUGUCUUCGUCUCCCCUGCCAAACUGUGGCAGUGAUGCCAUAAAAAUAGGUAAUGUGGGUCAGCAGCCCAACAAGAGGCAGCAGCAGGGUACUGUGACGCAGCCAUCUAACCCCCCCACUUCCAGCCUUCUUCCCAAAGCCGUACAUCUAGCAAAUCUCAACUUAGUUCCACACAGUGUUGCUGCUUCUGUCACAGCAAAAUCCUCUGUGCAAAGGCGAAGUCAGCCUCAGCUAACUCAAAUGUCAGUGCCACUGGUGCAUCAAGUAAAGAAAACUGCUCCUGUAAUUGUGGAGGAAUUUAAUAAAGUACUAAACAGUAACAAUCUUGUGCCAGUAUAUUCUCCAAACCUCAGCCCACCACCUGACAGCAAUAUUCAGUUGCCUGCAUCUGGGUAUUGUUGCCUGGAAUGUGGAGAUUCAUUUGCCUUAGAAAAAAGCCUAACUCAACACUAUAGUAGACGAAGUGUCCACAUUGAAGUCAUGUGUACUCAGUGUUCAACUCUGCUGCUGUUCUUUAACAAGUGUAGUUUGCUUAAACAUGCAAGAGAGCACAAGAGCAAAGGAUUGAUUAUGCAAUGUUCUCAGCUGUUAAUGAAACCAAUUUCCUUAGAUGAAAUGUUUUCACCUUCUCCUACAAACUCUUCAGUGUCUUUGGCCCCUCAGACUUUGCAUUUCCCAUCUCCUUCAUGUAAACCCAGUGCUACAUCAGGAAGUGGGACAGGAAUCUCUAUCAACACUCACCCAGCCAUGCCUCUGUAUGCAGACCCAUUGAGACUAAUCCGUCAUGGACUAAAGUGUCUUGAAUGUAACAAGCAGGCGCAGGAUUAUGUUGUUCUAGCAGCACACUUCCAGAGAAUCUCAGAAGAUAAUGAGGGACUGACUUGUCAAGUGUGCCAGAUGAUGCUGCCUAACCAGUGCUGCUACUGUGCUCAUCAAAGAAUCCAUACUCACAAGUCCCCUUACUGCUGCCCAGAGUGUGGGAUACUGUGCCGAUCAGCCCAUUUCCAAACCCAUGUCAAGGAGAAUUGCCUACAUUACUCUCGCAAAGUUGGAUACAGGUGUAUCCACUGUGGAGUUGUCUUUAUGUCGCUAGCAAUGCUGAAAGCGCACAUUCACGAGAAACACUGCGAAGUCUUCCACAAAUGUUCUUUUUGUCCAAUGGCCUUCAAAUCUGCAGACAGUACCACUGCCCAUAUUACUAGCCAGCACCCAGAAGAGCCUCACAAGACUACUCAGGUUAUCUACAAAUGUUCUUGUGAGACUGUCUUUAACAAGAAGAAGCUGCUCCAGGAGCACUUCCAACAGAAUGCCAACAAGCUGUUGGUGGGAGUAUUUAAGUGUCCGCAGUGUCAAUUAGUGUAUAUGCAGAAACAGCAAUUAAUGCAGCAUGUCAAGGCUGUUCAUGGGGUCCCCCCAUAUCCUGAGGAUGUCUCUAACCUUCGACCGAAGCCUCAGACAACAUCCAGCAGUCAAGUUCUUACACCACCAAAGGAGUUGUCAGUAGCCAAUGGUACUUCCCAUACCACUUUGCCAAGGAAGGACACAAGAGUGGAACACAACUCAGAAUCAAAACCCAUCUUAAAAAGUGUUGGUUGGACUUGUAGGGAGUGUUCACAAUGGAACCCUGAUCGGGAAAACUAUGUGUCCCAUAUGAAGAAAAUCCAUGGAAAGUCUGUGAAGAGAUAUCCCUGUCGGCAGUGUGAGCAUUCGUUCAACGACUUCAGCAGUCUGGGCAGACACAUUCGCAAUAAUCAUGACACAGCAAAGAAAGUUUAUACUUGCUGGUUCUGCACAGACGAAAAUCAAACAUUUUCUCAGCCUUCCAUGCUGGAGAAUCACAUCAGCCUCAUGCAUGGCAUCAAAAACCCGGACCUGUCCCAGAUGUCCAAAGCAAAAGCUCCAGAGUGUGACUCAACAAAAGUAAUUUACAUGGCAAAAUCUCCAAAGAGAGUGUCUGCAGAUGCUCCGGGACAGAUGGCAACCACUGAAGCUCCACCAGCCAAAAAACUGAAGACACAUUGGAAAUGUGCUAAAUGUGGAUUUGCAACAGAUAUCAGUACUGAAUUUCAGGAACACAUACCUCAGCACAAGGCGGACAACUCCACUUCUCAAUGCUUGCUCUGUGGCUUGUGUUAUACAUCUCACAUCUCUCUGAACAGACACCUCUUUAUUGUUCAUAAAGUAAAAGAUCCAGUAGAGGAAGAGGAGGAGGAGGAAGAGGAAAGGGAAAAGUUACAAACAGAGACAAAUGAGAAUGGACAUGAAGAGUAUAACAGAGAGACGAACACUACAGUGGAGGAAGAAAAUAGUUUGAAAUGCAAAAUGUGCAAGAGUGACUCAGUGCUUUGUGCACACAGUCAGAGGUGUGGCCUGGAGGAUUCCAGUAGCAGCUCUCAGAACAAUCAUUCAAAUACUACCAAGAUUUAAGAAAAGAACAUUUUUUACUCAAAAUAUUGGGUGGGAGUGGGGCAGAUCUUUGAAAUAUCCUGUUUAUUUCUUGGGCUGGACUGUGCUUUCCAUUAACUUUUAAUUUGUAAGGGAAAUAAAAACUGCUUCCACCUCCAUA
Messenger RNA from Mauremys reevesii (Reeves's turtle), 4321 nucleotides. RefSeq names its product zinc finger protein 592 (gene ZNF592). Bases 298 to 4182 code for a protein of 1294 amino acids. The record is from RefSeq and is a predicted model, not a curated record. NCBI's taxonomy places the organism in Eukaryota, Metazoa, Chordata, Testudines, Geoemydidae. The transcript has 11 exons.